AUGGACCGGAGGAGUUGGCUUUGGCGCCGGAAGUCGUCUGAGAAAAGUCCCAAUGGUGAAACAGAAAGCUCAGGAUCAAUAACAUAUCAUUCAGAAAGAUUUUCUGAUGAUCAGGCAUCAUCAAAUCAAAGUACUCACUCACCAGAAGUAGUAUCUAAAGCUGCAUCCAGCGAUGAAGAACUUAAUGAAAGUGUGAAGACUUUAUCCGAGAAAUUAUCAGAAGCUCUUCGAAACAUUCGUGCAAAGGAGGACUUGGUAAAGCAGCAUGCCAAAGUUGCAGAGGAAGCUGUCUCAGGAUGGGAGAGAGCUGAAAAUGAAGUGUUAGUUCUGAAGAAACAAACUGAGGUCUUAACUCAGAAAAACUCAGUCCUUGAAGAACGCGCUGGACAGCUUGAUGAAGCCCUUAGGGAGUGUUUGAGACAACUUCGACAGGCAAGAGAAGAGCAAGAACAAAAGAUUUAUGAUGGUGUUUCUCAUAGAAGUUGUGAAUGGGAAUCGACAGAGUCGGAACUUGAAAACCAACUUGUCGAACUCCGUUCUCAGCUUCAAAAUGCGAAAACAGAUGUCGUUAAGCUUGAAGCCAUGGAGAAAGAGAACACAAUCCUUAAGCAUGAGCUCCACUCCCAAGCUGAAGAACUGAAACUGAUGACUCGUGAGAGGGACUUAAGCACCCGUGCUGCAGAAACUGCUAGUAAACAGCAUCUUGACAGCAUAAAAAAGACAGCAAAGCUUGAGGCAGAGUGUUGCAGGCUAAAGGCAGUGGCUCGCAAAACAUUGCCUGCAAACGAUCUCUAUUCUGUUACUUCAUCAACAGUUUAUGUAGAAUCUAUUGCAGAUAGUCAGACUGAUAGUGGAGAUAGGCUAUUGGUUAUUGACAAUUGCAAGAUAAAAGGAUUGGAACCGGUCGACCGCUGGUUUUGCCACCCUGAAUCGCGGGUUUUAGUGGCAGAGAGAGAUCAAUUUAAGAAUGACAGAACUCUGGGAAGAAAUCAUAUUGUUUCUUCUGUUGAGCUUGAUCUCAUGGAUGAUUUUCUUGAAAUGGAGAGGCUUGCAGCCUCACCUGAGACAGAGAGUGGAAGCUGCCCUGAAACAGGAGCCUGGGGCGGGGAACAACAUUUAAAAGCUGAACUGGACACCAUGAUUACUCGGACAGCUGAACUAGAAGAAAAGUUGGAGAAGGUGGAAGCGGAUAAAGUAAAUUUGGAAAUGGCUCUAAUGGAGUGCCAAAAACAACUUAAGACGUCCCAAGAUCAACUAAAGGAGACUAAGUUGAAGUUGAUGGAUUUGGAAACUCUGCUUGCUAUGGUAAAUGAAGCAAAGAGAGCUGCUGAGCUACAAGUUGAGGCUGCCAAUGAAAAUCACACCAAAUCAACAAAGCAUUUAGAAGAAGCCAAGGUCAAUCUGGUCGAACUUCAAAAUCGGUUAAUAGUUGCAAAUGAGGAAGUUUGUGCGGUCAGGUCCGAACUUAAAACUAGCACUAUGAAGAAACAAGAAGCUGAGUUACGAGUCAAAGAUCUGGAACUUGAGUUGGAAACCUUGUAUUCAAGCAUUGGUGCUUUAGAAGAAGAGGUCAAAAAAGAACGAAGUGUUUCAGGGGAAGCUGUUUCGAGGUGUCAGACAUUAGAAAAGGAGAUUUCAAGAAUGAAACUGGAUUCUCAGCUUCAGAGAUCGGUUGUCAUUGAAGAGUUCAGAAUCAAUCAGGAUAAAGAGUUGGCAGUGGCUGCUAAUAAGUUCACUGAUUGUCAAAAGACAAUUGCUUCUCUCAGUCGACAGCUAAAAUCUCUUGCGACAUUGGAUGAUUUCCUCAUAGACUAA
Fraxinus pennsylvanica is the source of this 1815-nucleotide messenger RNA. The record is from the annotation of a GenBank genome assembly. NCBI's taxonomy places the organism in Eukaryota, Viridiplantae, Streptophyta, Magnoliopsida, Lamiales, Oleaceae.